This is a messenger RNA of Colletotrichum karsti, 2448 nucleotides long. RefSeq names its product duf1446 domain-containing protein. The coding region runs from base 1 to 2448 and encodes 815 amino acids. The record is from RefSeq and is a predicted model, not a curated record. The transcript is spliced from 6 exons. Lineage: Eukaryota; Fungi; Ascomycota; Sordariomycetes; Glomerellales; Glomerellaceae.
AUGAGUCCGAAGGUUUUUCUCAUUGCCGUUGUUCCCCUCGCCAACAAUGAGGACCGCGACGAGAUGCUUGAUCAACUCGCCGCAUGCGCUGAACACGCCUGGGCUAACGAACCUGGCACGCUCAAAUACGCAACAUUUAUCCUCCGAGAUCCUGAGAAGGAGAAUACGCUCUACGUUGUGGAGGAGUAUUCCUCCAGAGAGACUCUUGAUAAGCAUUUGCUCGUACCAAGAGUCCAGUCUUUGAUCUCAUGGAUGACUGCUACCGAUGCGAGUCCCCUAUCGGGCACACCAACUAUGCAUCGCUUGUCUCUACCUUCAGAGACAUUCAUGUUCUCGCGGCCUCGGGUGGCAGAGUUUCAGGAUGAGGACCCCUGGGUCAUUAUCGCAGAGCUGGAUUACUUUCCCGGGGGAUCCGAGACAUCUAUCAAGUACUGGGAGGGCGUUGUGGAUGAGGGCCGAAAGAACGAAGAGGGUACUCUUGUUUACGCAGUCGCCAGGGACCGCCAAGUGAGUGAGAAGAUGUGGACUAUUGAGGUCUAUGAAAAUGAGGCCUAUCUGAAGGAUGUCCAUGUCAAGAGUAAGGCUAUUGAUGAGAGCAUACGGAACACGAAGCAUUUGAGGACGGGCGUGUACGAUCGAAAGCGUGCCAUACACGACAUGGCAAAGAACGAGGACGUCGAUGUCAUCACCGGAGAUUGGAUGUCCGAGUGUAACAUGACGUUGCGUGGGUCCGAUAAGCGCGAUCGCCUCGCUCAGAAGUCCAUGUCUUCAGGCUCGACAGUCGUCGCCAAGGGCUACGAGCCGUACUUCCUCGAUGAACUCGACCCAGCCAUUCCCUGGUUGGCGAAACGCGGUGUCAAGAUUGCAGUCAACGCCGGUGCAAGUGAUGUCCAUGGACUCGCUGAGGCGGUCAAAGGACUCAUAUCCAAGCACGGCGUUGAGCUCAAGGUUGGGGUUGUCGAUGGGGAUGAUGUGACAGACGCUGUACUCGAUCUCUAUAACAAGGGCGAAAAGUUUUUGAACCUUCCAGCCAACAAGCCUAUCCAGGAAUGGGGCUUCGAUCCCAUUUGCGCCCAGUGUUACCUCGGUGGCACCGGUAUUGCCGAGUGUUUCAAGGCCGGCGCCGAUAUCGUUCUCUGCGGCCGUGUUGCGGAUGCUUCGGUCACAGUCGGCGCUGCUAUGUGGUGGCAUGGCUGGACACGGGAUAACAUCUCUGAGCUGGCUGGCGCACUCAUGAUUGGGCACAUUAUUGAGUGCAGCACGUAUGCUACCGGAGGUUACUACUCGGGGUUCAAGCACUUGGGCGUGAACGAUACGGAUAUGGGAUACCCCAUCGCUGCCAUCGAUGAAAAGGGGGAAGCCGUCAUCACCAUGGAGCAGGGGAAGCACGGUCUUGUCACGACCGCCACCAUCGCGAGUCAACUUCUCUACGAGAUCCAAGGACCGCUCUACUACAACUCCGAUGUCACUGCGUCCAUUGAAGACAUGCAUCUCAAACAGAUCGGCGACAAUGCCGUCCAUGUCUCCGGCGUCAAGGGCCUGCCUCCUCCGUCAACUACCAAAGUUGGUAUCACCGCGAAGGGAGGCUGGCAAGCUGAGUUCCACUUCUAUCUCACCGGUCUCGACAUCGAAGAGAAAGCCGCAAUGGUUGAACGCCAAACCAAAGCCCUCAUGGGUGAUCACAUCAACAAAUUCUCCUGUCUGCGGUUCAUGGUAGCAGGUGCAGCCCCUUCCGACCCGCAGUCACAGGAAGAGGCCACAGUCGACAUGCGCAUCUUCGCCCAGACGAGAGAUCCGGACCUGCUGUCCGGUAACAACUUUGUCGACUCUGAUCGAGGCUCAUUCGCGCGAUUCUGCAUCGAGAAUCUGCUCCAGGGCUAUCCUGGUAGUACCAUGGCCCCUGACAUGCGAACAGCCAUCGGAAGACCCUUCUUCGAGUACUGGGUCAGCUUGAUGCCCCAGACAUUCGUCCAUGAGACGGCGCAUCUGCCUGACGGAACAGUUGUGGAUAUUCCCGCGCCCACUAACGUGCGAGAGUACGAGAGGGAGCAGCCCAGUUAUGACACUGGCAACCCCGUUGCCCUAAGCGAGUUCGGCGAGACGAUUCGAGGACCGCUCGGCUGGGUCGUACUGGGCCGGUCUGGUGACAAGAGCUCCAACGCCAACUUGGGGUUGUUCGUGCGCCAUGAUGAUGAGUGGGACUGGCUUCGCUCGUUGCUGAGUACUGCGAAGCUGAGGGAGCUGCUGGGCAAGGAUGAUAAAGGCCGACAGAUUGACAGGUGCGAGUUCCCGAAUAUUCGGGCGGUGCACUUCCUACUCAAGGAUCACCUCGAUCGCGGCUUCAACUCGACGAGCAGCUUUGACAGUCUUGGAAAAAACUUGUGUGAGUACAUCAGGUCCAGGCAUGUAGAUAUUCCCAAGAAGUUCUUGGAAAGAGGAAAGGUCUAG